AUGGAGCAUAGGGCCGUCGUGAAGAUCUGCCCGGCACUGCGCAUUCCAUUCUCUAAAGUCCUCCUCCACGUUUCUCUAAUCCUUCUGCGUCUUCGGUGGAUCCUUAGCGGAAACAGUGAUACAGCAACUGUGGUAUCGCACAAGUUAAUGCCUCCAGUAUUCGCCAAUCAGAUCCGAGUACUUCCUUACAGCGUCCAUCGGCGAACAGUUUGCCUGAGGAUUGAGCUGCUUGGCUGCCCUUUUACAGGUAAGGCCUAA
Messenger RNA from Nezara viridula (southern green stink bug), 258 nucleotides. The record is from the annotation of a GenBank genome assembly. NCBI's taxonomy places the organism in Eukaryota, Metazoa, Arthropoda, Insecta, Hemiptera, Pentatomidae.